Messenger RNA from Penaeus indicus, 2111 nucleotides. Its product is annotated as platelet glycoprotein V-like. The transcript has 3 exons. Lineage: Eukaryota; Metazoa; Arthropoda; Malacostraca; Decapoda; Penaeidae. The record is from RefSeq and is a predicted model, not a curated record. Gene Ontology annotation, molecular function: protein binding. The coding region runs from base 1 to 1938 and encodes 645 amino acids.
AUGAUGACGUCGAGGCCAUUUCUGACGUGGCUGCUGCUGACGGCGCUGUCGACGCUGACGGAAGGCAAGUGCCCGUCGGUGUGCAGGUGCUCCACGGACGUCGGCGGGAGGAGGCUGGUGACCUGCGACUCAGGCAACCUCGUCGACCCUAUCCCCGUGUUUGAAAUGGACAAGGAGACGAAGGUCCUGACUAUCACAUCGCCCGAGGACCAGCCCAACACCCUCAUCCUCGGCCCGAUCUUCGCUACACUUCCCAAACUGGAGGAGGUCCACAUCACGCACUCCAACAUCCCGGCCAUCGGCGAGAACACCUUCUGGGGCCUCGGCCACCUCAGGCUCCUCAACCUCACCAACAACAACAUCACUUUCCUCGUCGACUCUCACCUUAACGGCAUGAUGGGCUUGGAGGAGCUGCACCUGGAUGACAACCACAUCAUGACCGUGGCUUCGGCAACAUUCAUGUACAUCAACAACCUGGAGACGCUGACGCUGGCGAGGAACAAGCUCCGCGGGCUCUCCCCCAGGAUGUUCUUCCUCCUCGGCCGCCUCAAAACGCUCGACCUGAGCGGGAACCCCAUACGAGAGUUGGAUCCGGAGGUUCUCAAGGACGUGCCCAACCUCAAAACCCUCCGCUGCGCGAACUGUGGACUCCUGAUGAUCAAGUCUCUUGUGUAUCGCGUCGUCCCCAAGUUGGAAACCCUCGACCUGAGCGACAACCACAUCCUUGCCCUCGCUCCCGAGGAGUACGUGGACCUCAACAAUCUUAAACACCUCUACCUGGAUGGUAACCGGAUCUUCGAGCUGAAGGACUACACCUUCCAGGGGCUCGCCCUCCAGCACCUUGGCCUCUCCAGGAACAGAAUGGAAAAGAUUUCGAAGAUGGCCUUCGAGGACUGCUCCGUCCUGAACCUCGACUUGUCCGCGAACAAGCUCCAGUUCGGGGCCUUCCGCCACCUGAGCCCCGUGAUCGCCCAUAUGCACGGCCUCAGCGUCGCCGGCAUCCACCUCAGCGCCGAGCACAUCCGGGAAAUCCUCAAGCGCGCAGGCAGGCUCAAGAGCCUCAACCUGAGUCGGAUGCGCCUCACGCAGCUCGUGCCCACCAUGUUCACAUCUCAGGGAAAGCUCGAGAUCCUUAACCUGUCGAGCAACAGCCUCCGCUACAUCCCCGUCGACAUCCUGCACUCGCUGCCCAGCCUCCACACUCUCGACAUCCGCAGGAACGAGUUCCGGGGAAUGCCGGAAAUCAUCCUGCGCCGCUUCGACCGCAUCCACACCAUCGAGCUCGACGGCAACCCGUGGUCGUGCGACCAGUGCCACAUUCCGUACCUGAAGAUCUGGCUCAACAAUACCAAGAGCUUUCGGGAGGCAUGCCAGCCGGACGUCGACGCCCCGAAGUGCCUCAAGUGCCAGUCGCCAAUGGAGAUGUACGAUAAGCCUAUCAUCGAAAUCGAGGGCCUGGAGCUGCAGCCGUGCCCCGAGGGAACGUUCGACGUCGCUGCCGCCAGCGCCAGCUCCUCCAACUUCUCCCUGGUGCUGGCGGUGGUGACUGCGGCGGUGGUAGUGCUGCUGCUGCUCAUCAUCCUCGUGGUGGGGAUCGUCAUGUACAACCGUCAUACUGCCUUCUACUACACCCACGAGAACGACUCCCGCCACCACUUCUACGAGAACCCGGCGCUCCACUCUAACCACACGGACAUUACCCUCGACGAGGACCUGGACCACUUGCCCGAGAAGGACCUACCCCAGAGGGAGUCCGGCCACCACCAGCAGAACAGCAUGGGCGCCCACGGAGGCCACGACACCCACACCGAGGCCGACAAGUCCGGAGAGAAGUCGAGCGGAGGGAAGAAGAAGACGCCCCAGGAAAACAACGUCGCGGUCAUCGACGAGUUAAUAAGGAAGAAGAACGCCAAGGCGGCCUCCAACGGGAGAUCCUGAGGCUUCCUCUCCCGGUCUAAGUACGAAAGGAAAAAUGUAUGACCCGACACCAACUCUGCCAAUUGCCUGAUUAAUCUUUUUAAUUAAAGUGUUAUUAACGGCAGUAGCCCUAGUCUAAAACCUCUCCCACCACACUAUACACCCCUUCUUCAUCCAGUGUAUUUUUAUUUCAA